This is a messenger RNA of Auxenochlorella protothecoides, 1287 nucleotides long. RefSeq names its product Histidinol dehydrogenase, chloroplastic. Lineage: Eukaryota; Viridiplantae; Chlorophyta; Trebouxiophyceae; Chlorellales; Chlorellaceae. The transcript has 3 exons. Gene Ontology annotation, biological process: L-histidine biosynthetic process. The record is from RefSeq and is a predicted model, not a curated record. Bases 1 to 1287 code for a protein of 428 amino acids. Gene Ontology annotation, molecular function: histidinol dehydrogenase activity; metal ion binding; NAD binding. Gene Ontology annotation, cellular component: chloroplast stroma; cytoplasm.
AUGGAGGUCCUCCAGGCAUCGGAACUGGACGCUGCCCAGCUCCGGGCUGCCACCGCCCGGCCCCGCAUCGACUUUGCCUCCAUCCUGAAGACGGUGGAGCCCAUCAUCGAGGAUGUGCGCGUACGUGGCGACGAGGCGGUGCGCGAGUACACCCUGAAGUUCGACCGCGCCAGCCCUGCGGCGGUGUGCACCCCCAUCGAGGACCUCCCCGUCCCCGACCUGCCCGAGGAGGUGCGCGCCGCGUUCGACACCGCGCGCGCCAACAUCGCGGCCUUCCACGCCGCGCAGGCCGCCCCCGACCUGACCCUGGAGACGAUGCCGGGGGUGUGCUGCUCCCGCGUCACCCGCCCCAUCGCGGCCGUGGGCCUGUACGUCCCCGGCGGCACCGCCGUGCUCCCCUCCUCCGCCCUCAUGCUGGCCGUCCCCGCCUCGCUGGCGGGGUGCCGCACCAUCGUGCUGGCCACGCCGCCGCGACCCGACGGCUCCAUCGCGCCCGAGGUCCUCUACUGCGCGCGCGCGGCGGGGGUGACCCACGUCCUCGCCGCCGGCGGCGCGCAGGCGGUCGCAGCGCUGGCCUGGGGCACGGCCUCCGUGCCAAAGGUGCACAAGGUGUGCGGACCCGGCAACCAGUACGUCACCGCGGCCAAGGUGGCGCUGGCCGCGGGAGAGGCCAUGGUGGCCAUCGACAUGCCCGCGGGGCCCAGCGAAGUCCUGGUGGUGGCCGACGCAGGGGCCGACCCGACCCACGUCGCGCUGGACCUGCUGUCCCAGGCCGAGCACGGGCCGGACUCGCAGGCGGUGCUGGUCGCGCUGCCGGGCGUGGACGUGGGCGCGCUGGUGGCGGAGGUCGCCGCACAGUGCGACCGCCUGCCGCGGGCCGCGGCGACGCGCGCCGCGCUGCGCCACUCGCGCGUGGUCUGCGUGGCGGGGCGGGCCGAGGCGCUGGACUUCGUGGAGGCCUACGCGCCGGAGCACCUGAUCAUAAACACCGCCGAUGCGGGGGAGUGGGUGCCCCACGUGGCCAGCGCCGGCUCCGUCUUCCUGGGGCGCUGGACGCCGGAGUCGGUGGGGGACUACGCGAGCGGGACCAACCACACGCUGCCAACCUAUGGCUAUGCGCGCAUGUACUCGGGGGUCAGCCUGGACACCUUCACGCGCAAGAUGACGGUGCAGGAGCUGACGCGGCAGGGGCUGGACCUGCUGGGGCCCACCGUGGCCACCAUGGCGGCGGUGGAGGGGCUGGAGGCCCACAGGCGCGCCGUCACCUGCCGGAUGAAUGGGGAGUGA